This is a messenger RNA of Patiria miniata (bat star), 4790 nucleotides long. It is a transcript of the gene dis3, whose product is annotated as exosome complex exonuclease RRP44-like. The record is from RefSeq and is a predicted model, not a curated record. Gene Ontology annotation, cellular component: cytoplasmic exosome (RNase complex); nuclear exosome (RNase complex). Gene Ontology annotation, biological process: rRNA catabolic process. Bases 130 to 3066 code for a protein of 978 amino acids. The transcript is spliced from 22 exons. Gene Ontology annotation, molecular function: RNA binding; endonuclease activity; 3'-5'-RNA exonuclease activity. Lineage: Eukaryota; Metazoa; Echinodermata; Asteroidea; Valvatida; Asterinidae.
AUGUGAAGACCAUUCGUUUGCAACAUGACACAUGGCGCAUGUUUAGUCUUUAAUUUUAAAAUUUUAUGAUUCAGGAAGAAGCUUUGAGAAUUCUAACAAAGAUUUCUUAUAAAGCUUGUAGUAGUCACCAUGCUGACGUCCAAGAGUUUCGUUAAGAAGACGAAAAGAGGCUCUGUUAUCAAGGUAGUUCGGGAGCAUUAUCUGCGCGAUGACAUUUGGUGCGGUUCAGAAGUGUGUGACAUUUGUUUACAAGAAGCGCCAGUCUUGGAAAGGCAUCCGCAAAUAGACAGCGACUUGUGUGACUUUCCACACUACGUCUUGCCGGACACCAACGUCCUCUUACACCAGAUAGACAUUUUAGAGGAUAACAUCAUCAAGAAUGUUAUUCUACUUCAGACCGUACAGCAAGAGGCCAAGCAUCGCAGUCUGCCAGUCCACAAGAGAAUGAGGGAUAUCAUCGCUAAUACUGACAAGAAAUUCUACGUCUUCACCAAUGAACAUCACAAGGAGACGUACUCGGAGAGGAAACCCGGGGAAUCACCCAACGAUUACAGCGACAGACUGAUCAGACAGGCGGCCAAAUGGUACAAAGACCAUCUGGAGAGGGCCAGGAAGCAGGGGUCAAAGGUCACGGAUGGAGAUGACGAGAGUGGGGUCAGCGUUGUGUUGCUGACUAACGACAUGGCUAAUCGGGACAAAGCAAGGGAGGAUGGCAUGUUGGCAUAUACAGUUCAUGAGUAUGUGAAGUCGCUUAUAGCCAAGCCAGAGUUGAUCGACAGGUUAGCCCAGAUCACCUCAGCUGAGAACGAGAGGAAAAAGCGAGAUUCAGACAUCAGCUCCGACGGAGGGCGCAAGGUCCUCUUCCCCGAGCACAUGUCAGCAACUCAGCUCCAGUCAGCUGUCAAGAACGGCACGGUCAAGCAGGGGACGUUCCACGCCAGCUCAGAGAACUUCAGGGAGGGACACGUCAGCAUCCAUGGCGAGGAACAGAUGAUAUUUAUCAAGGGACUGGCCAAUCAGAAUCGAGCAGUGAAUGGGGACAUCGUUGCCAUAGUGAUACUACCCAAGCACCAGUGGACCUGUCCGUCUUCCGUCGUUGCCGUCGACAAGGCAGAUAAAGAGGAAGAAGGCGAGAAGGACUUUGAGGAGGGUGAGAACUCGGACAGCAGCCGACCCGCAAACUCUCAGCCGACUGGGAAAGUGGUCGGGAUUGUCAAGCGUAACUGGAGGCCUUACUGCGGUGUUUUACAACCGUCCAACAACAUGGAGGGUACACGCCAUCUCUUCAUGGCAGCAGAGAAGAAGAUUCCCAAGAUACGCAUCGAGACCCGCCAGGCCGCCUCACUACAGGGACAGAGGAUCAUUGUGAGCAUUGAUAGCUGGCCGAGGAACUCAAGGUAUCCCAUGGGUCACUUUGUCCGUCUUCUUGGCGAGAUCGGAGACCGAGACACGGAGAAUGAAGUCCUGCUGCUGGAGCACGACGUACCCCACCUGCCGUUCUCCGAGUCAGUGCUCAGUUUCCUUCCCAAGAUGCCAUGGGGAAUCACAGAAGAGGAUGUGAAGGUUCGGGAAGACCUGCGUCAUCUGGAUAUCUGCAGUGUGGAUCCGCCUGGAUGUACAGACAUCGACGAUGCGUUGCACUGUAGAGAACUUGACAAUGGAAACCUAGAGGUUGGCGUGCACAUAGCUGAUGUGACCCAUUUCAUUCGGCCUGGCAAUGCCUUAGAUGAUGAAGCCUUCAACAGAGGUACAACAGUGUAUCUUGUGGAUAAAAGGAUUGACAUGGUGCCGGAGUUGCUGAGCUCCAAUCUCUGCUCACUGCGGGGUAACGAGGAGCGAUUUGCCUUCACCUGCAUCUGGGAGGUGACUCACAAAGCCGAGAUAGUCAGCACUAGGUUCACCAAGAGUAUCAUAUGCUCAAGGGCAGCAUUUACCUAUGAGGAAGCACAGUUGAGGAUUGACGACAAGUCCAUGAAUGACAACGUCACCCUGGGUUUGAGAGGACUGAACCGACUGGCCAAGAUACUCAAACAGAAGCGCUUGGACAACGGGGCACUUGUUCUAGCAUCGCCAGAGAUUCGCUUCAGCAUGGACAGCGAAACGCACGACCCCAUCGAAGUACAGCAGAAGGAGAUGAGAGAGACCAACUCCAUGGUAGAAGAGUUCAUGUUGCUGGCCAACAUCUCGGUAGCCAAGAAGAUUCAUGAGGAGUUCCCCCAAUGUGCCACGCUGCGACGCCACCCCACGCCCUCCCCAUCUAGCUAUGAACCCGUCAUCAAAGCAGCUCUUGCAAAGGGCGUGGAGCUUGAAGUAGACAGCGGCCAUGCCCUGGCCCAGUCCCUAGACAAGGCGGUCAUACCAGACGAACCAUUCUUCAACAAUCUCCUCCGAAUGAUGACCACGCGCUGUAUGACCCAGGCACUGUACUUCAGCAGUGGUACCCUCCCCUUCGAGGAUUUCUUCCAUUACGGGUUGGCUGCGCCCAUCUAUACGCACUUCACCUCGCCAAUUAGAAGAUACUCCGAUAUCUUGGUUCAUCGAGCUUUGGCUGUAGCCAUCCAUGCAGACCAGUCCUACCCAUCACUAUUGGAUAAACAGAACGUACAGACAAUGUGCAAUCACAUGAAUAUCCGUCACCGCAUGGCACAAUACGCCGGCCGGGCCUCCGUAGCUCUCCACACACAGAUCUUCCUCAAAGACAAGAUACUGGAUGAGGAAGGCUUCAUCAUCUUCGUCCGUAAGAAUGCCGUGCAGGUCUUCAUCCCCAAGUACGGAUUUGAGGGAACUCUUUUCCUGAGAGGACCGGACAAGGACAAAGAUGGACUCUUCAAGUACAACGAAGAGGAAUGCACUCAGUCAGCAGGGAAUGUCACCCUGCGAGGUUUUGACAAGGUCAGAGUUCAGAUCAGUGCAGAGACCUCCAACAUCCAGCACCAAAAGCUGCGAAUGAAACUUGUGGAGCCAAAGGUUUCAGGUUUUAGUGUCGACCCUCAACCCGCGGAGCCCACCAGAGAGGUGGAGUCCCAACCCCCACCAACGAAGAAACAAAGGAGGGGCGGUCCAUAGAUGGGAACCCAAAAACUAGAGAUUGUGUCUGGCUUACAGAACAAGAUUGUGGUAACACGGCUGAAAUUCAUUUACCAAUAGGUCAAGAAUAAGCGAGUUUAUCAGUAUCAGCUACGUACAGCUGCAAAGCAGAAACGUCUGUUCCGUGUGUUUUUUACAAGCCAAAGUUGAAGACCGAAUUGAUGACCACUGAUGCUGAACACGAAUAUCCAGUGACCGAGAAUUACCAACUUGAGUUUUGCCACACUGUUGUCCUGAUUAAUAUUGUUCAAUUUCUUGGUCUGUUUGGCGAGGAUAAUUCUCAAAGAAGAUGACAGUUUAGGGCAGAUGACUGUCAAAAAUGAUCUUGGUUAUUCAAAACCAAUCUCAUACCGAUAUUCCAGAUUUGAUGGAUAGGAGGUUGCGCUUGUCUUCGAUCUUCCAGUUUUAAAUAAUUUUUUUCUCUUUUUCCUGCUAAAAAUUGAGGUAAUUUUUUAUUAACAUAUUUUUUAUAUGCACAUAGCAAAUCAACUACUGUCUUUUGCUUUUAAAAGUAUGGAGCUUAUCCAGACAUCAAGCGUUGUUAAUUUUUAUCUUGUGAUAAAUGCAAAUUUCUCAAUUGUGGGGAAUGAAUAAAAUUAAACCAAGACUUGAAUUUGACAUUGCCUAUUCAGUAUUUUUCCCUUUUAACCUUUGAGUCCCUUUAGCAAUUAAGAAAAGGGAGAGAAAUACAGGGUUCUUUUCCAAAUUUUUUUAUUAGUAACUGAACCAAAUAAGCAGGCUUGGCAUUUCACAAUUUUUAUAUAGUGGGAUGAAUUAGAAACAUUAACUUGUUCAGCACUUUUCCUCAUUAGAAAAACUGCUUGCACACAAUCCAGCUUGUACGCUUCGAUAUUUUCAGUCUGUUGUUGGCAAAUAAAAGUUUCUAUUUCAUCCCAUAAAGAAUUCUGUGAUUUUUACAAAAAAGCAGGCGGAAAACUUUUUCAAGGCCAGUACAAUGUACAAUUUGCAUAGCUUUCUGUAAACAUUGAAUACAUUAACUGCACAUGAAAACGUUUUGCAUUUUCGUAUUCAAUCAUCCCUGGAAGGGAAGUUAUGAUGCCAGUCGUUGUUCUACUGAUAAUCACACGAGAGGGAAAACUGCAAAGUAGUUCCUCUGUUUGUUUGUUAGGCAUUAAGCCGUAUCGUCCUUGGUUUGAAGCAAGUGUGUGUUCCCCAGCUUCAAAUUGUUGUUGGCAAUGAACCAGUCUUUGUGUGCAUGCACUCCGUGAUACAACCUAGUACUGGUUACAGCUCUUGAUAUACAUGUACUGUGGAGUCUGUCCCGGUGUGUAGAGGUAGAAGUCACAUCAUGUCCAAACGCCCGGUGCAUGGUGCUCCCACAAAGAGGCUCACAUUCCCCUUGAAGUGGUGGGAUGUUAGGGGUGAAUGAACUCGUGGCCACAUCGUCCUUGCAGUGUGCGGAAUGUUUCCAUCAUAACAUUGCUAUAUCCAAAACAUACUAACGUACAAAACUGUUCACUCACACUAAACGUGAUGCACAACCUACUAUUUGGUAAUAAUUUUUUAGAACAAUUUAGACAACUCUUUGUAAAUUAGUAACUGUUCAUUUCUUGAGCCCAACAUAUUGACACAUUUCAGACAGAACUAAAAGCCACGGAAAAAUGCAACACAAUUUGCUGGGCACAACAAACGAUAAUCACCUAAUAAACUGUUCUCAGAAAUACAAUAUAAAACAGGAAAAC